UAGAGAUGACUAAUGAAGGCAAUGAUGAUGAUACGGUGCCGAAAGUCACCGAACAGAUGAAAGAAAUGCCCGGUGUAACCGGGGGUGAAUUAGCAUCUCAAUUAACUAAAGAGACGGAAGCUAAAAUUUCUAAGCAAAUUGGAAAGGAAAUAGAAGCCAGUCUAACGCAAUUUUCCGAGAGACUACAACCCACAAUUUUGCUAGCAGUAGAGGAUAUGAUAACUGAAAUAAAAGAUAGUCUCUCACAAGAAAAAGAUGACGGGAGUGGGUCGGAUAUGGACCCAAGACCCGUGAAGAAAUCAAAGCUUGAUACCCCAAAAGAGAAGGCAAGGUCUUCCCACAUGACAGCCGCAGAGGCUAAAGCUGAACCUUACGUCAUUUCAGGAAAAGAAACCGGAGCGUCAAGUGGACAAGCUGGCGGUGACACGCGCUUGGAAGGGGUGCUUGAAAGGUGAAAAUGGACCUAAUCCGGAUGGUGAUCAAGCAAUUAACAAGAACCGAAUGCACCAAAUGAAGCUUCCGCAUUUUGUUUAUUUUGUUUUAGAAAUAUGUGAACACUUGAAACUAUGUUUUUAAAGUUAACUAGUAGCA
Messenger RNA from Helianthus annuus (common sunflower), 591 nucleotides. RefSeq lists its product as uncharacterized. Lineage: Eukaryota; Viridiplantae; Streptophyta; Magnoliopsida; Asterales; Asteraceae. The transcript is spliced from 3 exons. The coding region runs from base 6 to 455 and encodes 149 amino acids. The record is from RefSeq and is a predicted model, not a curated record.